CUCCCCCGACUGCGCCGCUGGGAGAAACUUGGGGACUAUAAGAAGCAGCAGGAACAGCGGCACCAGAGGAGAGCGAGGCAGCGGGAGGGGAGCGAGCCAGCCCCGAAGGGAGCAACGCCGAGGGCUGGGGAGCCCUCAGACAGAGGCCAUGUCCUCCUCCAUCAGAAUUGAACCUGUCAUGAAGGAGAAGAACAGGAUGGGAGAGUGCCCGGUCUGGGAGGAACGGGAGGACGCGCUCGUCUACGUCGAUAUUAACUCCCAGAAAGUCUGCCGCUGGAGCGCGGUCACCGGCGAGGUGCAGAGCGUGUCUGUGGAUGCCCGCGUCGGCUCGGUGGCACUGCGGCAGUGCGGGGGCUACGCCAUCGCCCUGGGGACCAGGUUUGCCUUUCUGGACUGGGACACCCAGGCGGUCACCACCAUCCUCGAGCUCGAGCAGGAUAAGCCCAACAACAGGUUCAAUGACGGGAAAGUGGAUCCAAAGGGGAGGUUUUUUGCUGGUACGAUGGCUGAAGAGACAUCGCCGGGAGUCCGAGCGAGACGACAAGGGGCUCUCUAUACUCUUUUCCCUGAUCUUUCGGUAAUAAAACAGUUAGACCAGGUGGACAUCUCCAAUGGUCUGGAUUGGUCCCUGGACCACAGGACCUUCUUUCACAUCGACAGCCUGGCAUACGCUGUGCAUGCCUUCAGCUAUGAUGUGCACACUGGAAAGAUCGCCUGCCCCAGGCUCGUGUACCGCUUGGAGGAGGAGGAGGGGAUGCCCGACGGGAUGUGCAUUGAUGCCGAGGGGAAGCUCUGGGUGGCCUGCAUCGACGCCGGGAGAGUGAUCCGUGUCGACCCAGAGACGGGAAAAAGAAUCCAAACUGUGAGGCUGCCGACGCCGAGGAUCACCUCCUGCUGCUUUGGUGGGAAAGACUACGCAGAGAUGUACGUGACGUCUGCCUACGAUGGGCUGGAUGAGGCCACCCUCGCCAAGGAGCCCCACGCAGGAAAGAUUUUCAAGAUAACAGGCCUGGGUGUUAAAGGGAUCCCCCAGAAUUUCUUUGCUGCUUGAACGCUAACACUAAAUAACAAAAAUAACAACUGAGAAGUGCUUGCAUCUUGUAGUAAUUCUGAAAAGGAGAAGUCCGAUGAACUACAGAACUCAUCUGUGUGAGGAUUUCUAAAUCCAUGCUUGAGAAGGUUAUUGGAAUUGAAGAUAUUGCUAUACAAUAGGUUGGAGAGGUAAAGUUAAUGUGUUACAUUGUGAUAUCUUUUGUGACUUCAUGUAAAAUGCUUCAAGCUCAAGCUUAGGGGUUUUUUUGAGCUUUCUGAUGACCAGUUUUGGAUUUUUGUGUCUGUGUUGUUCCUGAAGCAGAUAUGACUCCUGGUUUGUCUCUUCAUGAUACAGUGAUGGAGCAGCAAUGAUAUGGCAGAUUUUAAUAUAUGUUUUGAGUGUGAUGCCUGGAACUGGACUGCUGCUCUGCUGUGGAAUUUCCUCCAGGGUAUUUUCUUAGCGAUCAGACUUAUUUGUAGUACUCAGGCUCCAAUUGUAGAUCCUUGCUGGCCUGCUUCCAUUUGCUUUGUCACAAAUUUUUCUGUCUUGUCUUUAGGACACCAUUUACACAUUGAAAAU
Oxyura jamaicensis (ruddy duck) is the source of this 1612-nucleotide messenger RNA. Its product is annotated as regucalcin-like. Bases 149 to 1051 code for a protein of 300 amino acids. Lineage: Eukaryota; Metazoa; Chordata; Aves; Anseriformes; Anatidae. The record is from RefSeq and is a predicted model, not a curated record. Gene Ontology annotation, biological process: L-ascorbic acid biosynthetic process. Gene Ontology annotation, molecular function: gluconolactonase activity; enzyme regulator activity; calcium ion binding. The transcript has 7 exons.